AUGGGGAGUCAAUGUUCGAAUUGUUAGAGUUGUUAAAAGAAAGACGAAAUUUUGAUUAGUGAAUUUCACUAAUAAUCUAUGAAUCACUAUUCUAAUAAUUAGUAAGAUUGUGAGGAAGAUGAUGAAUAAGAAAAUACAUUUAAGGAAGAGCAAAAAGAAUCUAAAUAACCAAUUUAAAAUUCAGUUGAACAUGAAGUUCAAAAUUAGGCAUAAUCUGAAAAGAAAAUGGAGAUAAAUUUAACUUCUUGUAAAUUUUACAUUAAAUAGUUAGAGUCUAAUAGUGAUAGUUAGAGAAAGAAAAAUGAAAUGGCAUUUAGAAAUCAUGAGGAUAUUUUAGAAACGUUGGGAAGCAGAUCAAAUUGUAAAUAAAGAGAAAGAAGAAGCAAACAUAUAUUUAAGAGUGGAGCAUCUUAUGAAGGUGAGUGGAUAGGUUAAUAAAGAGAUGGAUAUGGAGUUUAAAUUUGGGUAGACGGUGCUAAAUAUGAAGGAGAGUGGAAGAAUAAUAAAGCUGAUGGGAAGGGUAAGUUUUGGCAUUUAGGAGGAGAUUAUUAUGAAGGAUUAUGGAAAUAAGAUAGGGCUUGUGGUAAAGGAAUAUAUAUACAUGCUAAUGGGGCUAAGUUUGAAGGUGAAUGGUUGAAUGAUUAACCUCACGGUUAUGGAAUAGAGGUUUGGGUCGAUAAUUCUAGAUAUGAGGGAAAUUAUAGUCAUGGAAAGAAAGAUGGCUUUGGAAAAUAUUUUUGGAAUGAUGGUUCUAUUUAUAUCGGAAAUUGGUAAAGUAAUGUUAUGGAUGGAUAUGGAGUUCAUUAUUGGGUUGAUGGUAGAGUAAUAUUUAUAUUAAAUUAAGAAAUACGAAGGUGGGUGGAAAAAGAGUUAAAUGAAUGGAAGAGGUACUUAUAAUUGGCCUGAUGGAAGAUAGUAUAAUGGAGAAUACCUAAAUGAUAAGAAAUAAGGAUAUGGAGUAUAUGUUUGGCCAGAUGGACGAAGUAUUAAUCAAUGAAUUAAAUUCAAGAAUAUGAAGGUUAUUGGGUAAAUGGGAAGUAGGCUGGAAAAGGUAGAUACAUAUUGCCUAAUGGUAAGAGUUAAUUAGGAUUGUGGGAAGGAGGUAGACGUGUUAUGUGGUUAGAUUAGGAUGAAGACAUCAAGCCUCUUGGCUGGGAUGAUUAUGAAGAUCCUAAAUAAUAUUACAUUAAUCAUGCUUAUAGUUGA
Molecule: messenger RNA, 1206 nt
Organism: Paramecium pentaurelia
Lineage: Eukaryota; Ciliophora; Oligohymenophorea; Peniculida; Parameciidae
Source: the annotation of a GenBank genome assembly